AUGGAAGUCAAGUGAUACAGAGAAAUAAUUAAGAGGAGUUUCUAGCCACAGUUUUGAGUGUCAUCCAAAUAAAAGUGCUAAGUUCAUCCCUUUCUCAAACACCACAAAUCCUUAAAAUUCAAUGGCCAAAGACCUUCCAAAAGUACUUGUUCUUGGUCCACCAACAUGUUUCUCCACCUUCGAAUCACUCUACUCUCACAAAUUCAAUUUCCUAAACCCCAAACCCUCAGGCCUAUCACUGCAACAAUUCAUCCUUUCCCACAACCACAACCCAUCAACAAUUCCCGCCAUAUUCUGCAGCGCCGCAUAUUCCAUCACCACCGACGUUCUCAACCUUCUUCCCUCGCUCAGUCUCGUCGUUACUUCCAGUGUUGGAACUGAUCACAUUGACCUUAAUGAGUGCCGUCGUCGCGGAAUUCAGGUUGCCGGUGCUGGAGGAGUUUUCUCGGAGGAUGUGGCUGAUGUGGCAGUGGCGUUGCUGAUUGCUGUCAUGAGGAAGGUGACGGUGGCGAAUCGGUAUGUGAGGACGCGGCGGGAACGUUCUGAUCCUUGGGAUUUCCCUCUUGGAUACAAGUUAUCAGGCAAGCGAGUUGGAAUUGUUGGAUUAGGAAGUAUUGGCAUGGAAGUUGCCAAGCGACUCGAGUCAUUUGAUUGCAUUAUCUCGUACAACUCUAAGCAUCAAAAAACAUCAAUUUCGUACCCUUUCUAUUCCAAUGUUAUUGAUCUUGCAACUUCUAGCGACGCACUUGUGGUAUGUUGUGCACUAAACAACCAAACACGACACAUAGUAAACAAAGAUGUCCUUUUGGCAUUAGGAAAAGAAGGGUUUAUUGUAAAUGUUGGAAGAGGUGGUCUUAUUGAUGAGAAACAAUUGAUCAAGUGUUUGAUGGAAGGAGAAAUUGCUGGUGCUGGUUUGGAUGUGUUUGAGAAUGAACCUCAUGUUGAUGAAAAGCUAUUUGCAAUGGAUAAUGUGGUUUUAUCUCCACAUUCUGCAGCUUUUACUGUUGAAUCUACAACGAGUUUGUGUGAACUUGUGGCAGGGAAUUUAGAAGCUUUCUUCUUAAAUAAGCCACUAAUUAGUCCAGUGAUGUUGGUUGAGUAACUGAUUCUCUCAUGGGAUUUGGACUAUAUGUACUUAAAGAAUAACUUUGUAUAACAUGAAUUUUAUGAAUGUAAUGAUUUUAAUCUAUUUAUCAA
Medicago truncatula (barrel medic) is the source of this 1197-nucleotide messenger RNA. Its product is annotated as glyoxylate/hydroxypyruvate reductase HPR3. The transcript is spliced from 2 exons. Gene Ontology annotation, cellular component: cytosol. The coding region runs from base 122 to 1102 and encodes 326 amino acids. The record is from RefSeq and is a predicted model, not a curated record. Lineage: Eukaryota; Viridiplantae; Streptophyta; Magnoliopsida; Fabales; Fabaceae. Gene Ontology annotation, molecular function: hydroxypyruvate reductase [NAD(P)H] activity; NAD binding; glyoxylate reductase (NADPH) activity.